GUCGUAAGUAGUCCUGACAAUCAUCCCGAUGACAAGAUGCUGGCUCCCUGCGAAGUCGAUGAUAUCGACAAUUGAUCGCCUUGGCCGGCCUGCUGUCGUGUGACCCAUUGCCAGGCCGUGCAGCGCCUCCGCUAGUCCCUCGCUUCUUUCCCUCCCUGCCUUUUCCUCUCCUAUCCAUCGCUUAUCAAGCAGCUGUCAAAGAGAUCAGUAUGGUCACAGCAGCGAGCGUGACAGCAGAUGGCAACGCAGCAGCCUCAUCAUCAUCUCAGGGUGUCAAGGAUGAAGCACUUCAUUCAUACUGGGCAUCGCGCUCCACCCUAAUCGCCCAAGAACAGUCACUGCGCUUCGAUUCGGUCAAGUCGUCGUCCCUUACACCCCUGGAGCAAAAGGCGUCGUCCCUCCUCUCCUCGAUUCGUGACUCGGAGCGUACCAGCAUCUAUGACAAUCCCGACGACCCAUCUGCCCACCCAGGCAUGUCUUUUCGGGGUGCCCUCGCUCGCGGAAUGCGGUCUACGUCGACCUGGCGAAUCCUCUCCCGCAUGCCAAAGGGAGCAGCUCUGCACUGCCAUAUGGACGGGACUGUUCCUGCUCCUUGGCUUAUCAUGGAAGCGGUACAGAGGUACGGGGAUGUGAUUCACAUGAGGGCGGAUCAGGCUCUGGAUAAGGUGGAGAAGCUUUACUCUGCCGGUGUGCAGUUCCAGACAAAGGCCAAGGAGGACGUGGUGGCGGGGGACGUCUACUCACCCCAUUAUGACGGGACGACACAGUGGAUGAGUCUCAACGAGGCGCGAGCCACCUUCCCCUUUGCAGACGUGUACGAAGUGCCACCUACCGGCUAUACGCGAGGCAUCGACAUCCCUUCGUCCGCCAACUCUAGCCGCAAUGCCGCCGCUUUUGAUUCGUACCUUCACUCCCUCAUGACCCUCAGCCCAGCCACCGGCUCCCCUUCGACUGCCACCUCCCGCCAAGCAUGGAGCCGCUUCCUCUCCACCUUUGGCAUCAUUGGAGGUUUCGUCUCCUACCUGCCGCUCUUGCGCUCUUACCUCAAGCAGAUGUGCAAGGUGCAUGCGAGGGACGGCGUGCAGUACAUGGAGGCUCGCACCAACUUCUUCGAGGAGCAUUAUAUUGCAGAGGAUGGCAAGACGCCAGUGGCUCACGCGGAAUGGUGUCGUGUCUUCAAAGAGGCAAUGCAAGAAGCGCGUAGAGAACUGAGAGAGGAAGAGGGGAUCGAGACCUUCCUCGAUGCAAGGAUCAUCUACUGCACUGUGCGAAUCAUCACGCCAGAGAGGCUGCGCUGGUACCUUGAUGACUGCAUAGCUCUCAAGCGGGAAUUUGGGCGAUUGAUCGUAGGGUUCGAUCUGGUAGGACAUGAGGACCCGGGAGUGACGCUGAAGGAGUAUGCGCCAGAACUACUUCGCUUCCAGCAGCAGUGUCGCACCACCGGUCUCUCGAUUCCCUUCCUCUUUCACGCAGGCGAGACCCUCCUCGACGGCUCCCCCGCCGACUCCAAUCUGUACGAUGCUCUCCUCCUUGGCACGAGACGUAUAGGUCACGGCUUUUCCCUUGCUCGUCACCCACACUUGAUCCAGCUCUGCAAAGAGAGAGGGGUGUGCAUCGAGGUCUGCCCCGUGAGCAACGAGGCGCUGGGCUAUACGGGAUGCAUGGCGGGACAUCCCCUGCCCGUGCUGCUGAACAGCGGCGUGGACGUUGCGCUCAGCAAUGAUGAUGCGACUCAAUUUGGGAAUGAGGGGUUGACUUACGACAUUUAUCAAUACUUCACGUCAUCCUACUCCGCCUCCCUCGCCUCGCUCUAUUCCCUCGUUCGCGCCUCGCUGCGGCACGCCUGCCUCGACGACGACGAUGACGAUUCGCACGGAGACGGAUCGCGACGGAAGCACGAGGCUCUCUUUGAGCGCGAGUGGGAGAAAUGGUGUCAGUGGAUCGUAGACGAGUGUGAGACCGGCACGGUGGCGGGAGGUGAGCCGCCGAAGAAGGCCAUGAAGAUGGACGGGCAGCAGAACGGAAGUGCUAAUGGCGAGAUGUAAGACGGGUAAUUCUGCAUUGCUAAUGAUGAUGUGGAGCCUCUGCAAUACAGCGUGCACGACGAGA
This is a messenger RNA of Jaminaea rosea, 2109 nucleotides long. Its product is annotated as Metallo-dependent hydrolase. Gene Ontology annotation, biological process: adenosine catabolic process; inosine biosynthetic process. The coding region runs from base 210 to 2045 and encodes 611 amino acids. Lineage: Eukaryota; Fungi; Basidiomycota; Exobasidiomycetes; Microstromatales. The record is from RefSeq and is a predicted model, not a curated record. Gene Ontology annotation, molecular function: adenosine deaminase activity. The transcript is spliced from 3 exons.